AUGACAAAGCAUAAUUUAGAAGAUCACCUGUCCUGGCUGUUGAAUCGUGGGCCUUUCAUACCGCCUCUGCUGCCAGCGCAAGCACAUACCACCACAGCUGAAGAGAGCACAACGCAGCCAAGGGCUCCUGGCCUUCCAACCCCUUCCGAUGAGGCGUAUAGCACCAACAACGAGACUAUUGUCACUUUAAAGCCUAGCGAACACAAGUUCGGCUCACAGGAUGCUAAGGUUCGGGAAGCCGAUAACGGGUACGAGUUAAUAUCGGCUGUGGAUAUGGCCCGGCUUCAAUUUGCUCCCCCGUCGUCUACGAAGCCUCGAAUGUUGAGUACCAUUAAGCAAAAUCCCCCUACUUCACCAGACACAUCCUGUGUUAUGAAGGGACACUGCGGCUUUCCUGGUCCUGAUGAGGCGCAUUCUCGACCGAAGAACAACACUAGUGUAUGGAGCCCCUCAGGAACCACUCCACCACUAAUGAGUCCGAAAUCAUUAUCUCGUCAAGAGUCUUAUCCUCGGGAUUCUAAGGUUUCCGCAAACAUUGUCGAUGCUAUCGAUUUAACCGGUGAUCAAGGCCACCAUACUUCAUCGUCGGGAACCGUUGAAGCUUUUGGGGAACCACUACGAAUAUGGAGGGAAGACUACGCAUCCCGUUCCGAGCCAUUGGGAAGUCGUGGCGUAAAACGAAAAAGCGACGAAUACGAAGCAGACACAAAAUUCUCAAGGAAACUAUUGUCGCGAAGUUGCUCUCCAAUUUCUCCAGUGCAAUCAGACAAAAAGAAACGCACCGAUUUCACUCUUAAUUCAACGCAUAGCAAGAACGUUAAAAGGCCUUCGUUACACACGGUUAUUGGUGACUCAGAGGGUGAAGACGAUGGGAUUGAUAUUUUUCCCACUGAUAACGAAGAGGGCUUCCGGUCUCCUAGACGUCUAUUGAAUGGACUUGACUUAUAUCCAAAGCUAUCUAAGCCGCGAAACGGCCGGCCGGAAAAAGCCAAGCCCAAGAAAUUGCCGUCCUUUGAUCGAGCAACUUCGAUGGAGGCUAGUUGCCGGCCCUCUGUUGCUUCUCCUGUCCAGCAACACACCACUAUAUCGAAUAUACAGAAACACAAAGAUCGUAGCAAUGUCUCCGAUAGUUCUAGGUCCUGUGGCUCUCCCAGCCAUCAAGGAAGACAAAAUCCUACUUUGGCCCAUUUCCUCUCUCUUCCCACUCGUUCCGUUGGCAAUUUCCUGGAAAGGCUUAAAAGUGACCGUUCAAGAAAUGCAGAGUUGGCGUAUCAGCGGGCUAUGGACGCUAUUGAUGCUUCUGAUUUAAUUCGUGAAAAUAAGAUCUUGAACUCAAAGAUUGGAGCCCUUGAGAAUCUCCAAAUGGAGCACAACACAUAUUCUUCGUUACUGACUAAACAGGAUGAACUUAAAAGGCGAAUAAUACAGUCUGUGGAACGAGCAGCGAUUCUCCCUGGAUCGUCUACUGAUGUUGACGAAGCUCGAAAACUUAUAUGGCAGAGGCAGGAACAAGAAGCUAAAAUGGUUGACUUGAUUGAGCAAUCGGGGAUCCUUAGCGAAAAUUCUACCGCCGUCAACGGUGCUGAGCCACCAGAACAUAAAAUUUUAAUUACGGGAACACAGUUUCCAAAGCAGCGAACCUACGAUAUUCCAAAGUCUUUUGAUUCCUUUUCUUCUUCAUCCUGCCUCCCAAAUAUCUCCCGCCUUCUUCCACCGUCUCUGCCGUCGACGCUCACAGGACCCAAAACUCCCCGAAGGUUUAGUUCUGGAAAUAUGUCUUUCCGCGAUAAUAAUAAUGACGACGAGUUCAUGCUGGAUAGUGAUGAUAUAUUCUCGAGGAAUAUGGGAACUCCUGUUGCCCUUGAUAUGCUGGAUUUCGACAACGAUGCGGAUGAUUUUGAUAUGCUUGAGGCAGCGGAACAUUUUGAAAAUCAAUGGUCUGGAUCUGCACGCGACCAUGCUUUUGGAAGCCAGAACUUUGGUCGUGGGCCAACCUCCUCUGCCAAGAAACCCGCGCCUGAAUCAUUGCAGUAUCCUUGGUCCAAGGAUGUCAAGUCCGCAUUGUUACAUCGUUUCGGACUCUCUGGGUUUCGUCUCAAUCAAUUGGAAGCCAUUAACGCCACGCUAGGCGGGAAAGAUGCUUUUGUUUUGAUGCCAACAGGGGGAGGGAAGUCUCUCUGUUACCAAUUACCUGCUGUAGUCAAUAGUGGUACUACAAAAGGGGUUACGGUUGUCAUAUCACCUCUUUUGAGUUUGAUGGAAGACCAGGUUGCACAUUUGAAAGAGUUACACAUCCAGGCGUUCCUCCUGAACGGAGACGUGAACAAGGAACACAAAUCUUUGAUAUACAGUGCUCUAGCCAACCCUAAUGUUGAGAAGCUUAUACAAUUACUUUAUGUCACCCCUGAAAUGGUGAAUAAAAAUGGAGCAUUGCUAGGUGCAUUGAGUCGCCUUCACAGCAGAAAGAAGUUGGCACGCAUUGUCAUCGACGAAGCUCAUUGUGUAAGUCAAUGGGGCCAUGAUUUCCGACCCGAUUACAAAGAAUUGGGCAACACCAGAGCAAAGUUCCCAGGAAUACCGCUCAUGGCACUUACUGCCACUGCCACAGAAAAUGUCAAAAUUGACGUUAUCCACAACCUCGGUAUGCGUAACGCGGAAGUAUUUGUCCAGUCUUUCAACCGACCCAAUCUGACCUACGAAGUCCGACCGAAGCCCAAAAACACAAAUGUUAUUGAAAGCAUUGCUGAAACAAUCAACGAAUCAUACAGUGGUCAAGCCGGAAUAAUUUACUGCCUAUCAAGACGAAGUUGCGAAAAAGUGGCAGCACAGUUGCGUGAUAAGUACAAGAUAAAGGCUGCCCACUAUCAUGCUGGUUUGCCCUCGGAAGAACGAAUAUCGAUUCAAAGAGAUUGGCAAUCUGGAAAAUACAAUGUUAUCGUGGCAACAAUUGCCUUUGGAAUGGGAAUCGACAAGGCAGACGUUCGUUUUGUGAUACAUCAUACCAUGCCGAAGAGCCUCGAGGGGUAUUAUCAGGAAACUGGGCGAGCUGGUCGAGAUGGCAAACGGUCAGGUUGCUAUCUUUAUUACGGAUUUCAAGAUACGGGACCCCUACGGCAUAUGAUUGACAAGGGCGAGGGGAGUUUCGAGCAGAAAAAGCGCCAACGCCAAAUGCUUCGCCACGUUGUCCAGUUCUGUGAAAAUGAAAGUGAUUGCCGGAGGGUACAGAUCCUUGCCUACUUCAAUGAAAAGUUUGAGCCAGAGAACUGCAAUCGCUCUUGUGAUAACUGUAAGUCGGGCUUGACUUUUGAACCAAUGGAUUUCACGGAUCUUGCUGUUUCUGCUGUGAGCCUUGUUGGGCGUCUUGAGAAGCAGAAGGUGACAACACUCUACUGUGUGGAUAUCUUUAGGGGAGCUACGAAGAAAUUCGCAGACUCUGAGCACAAACACUUUCCCGAAUUUGGUGUUGGGUCUGAGUUGGAUCGCCCUGAUGUUCAACGAUUAUUUUCCUACCUACUUUGCGAAGAGGCCUUGAAGGAAGAGAAUGUUAUCAACAACGCACAUUUUGCUACUCAAUACGUGCAGCUUGGCGUUAGAGCAUCCGAAUUCCUCAAUCGUCGUCGUAAGAUCAUGCUCCCAAUUCGCGUUUCUGCACAUCGGAAAGCUACCUCCCUAGCUAAACCUGCCGCCACGCGAAAUCGUGGAACUCGAGUUCGUGCACUGGGGAACGAGCAUCCACAGUCUACUAAUGUUUCAUCUCCUGUUCAAGCAUCAUUGCGGCGACGGAAUUAUGGACGGGGUUUUGUAGGCCAGAACAUACCUGAAGAUGACGACGAGGAUGAUAGCGAUGGCUUCGAACCAAUACGUAAGGCUGGUCAACAUAGCCGGUCGGAUGCCAAUGAUUUGGGACCUCCAAUCACCGAUGACGGAAAAUUUUCUCGGCUGGAUCACCUCCAGAGCAUUAUGGUGGAGGAGUUUAUGUUUUAUGCCAAAAAUACAUGCCAUGAUAUCAUGUUGAAAAGAUCCCUUCGAAGUCAACCAUUUCCUGAUGCUAUUCUGCGAGAAAUGGCAAUCAACUUGCCGAAAGAUAAAAAACAACUUUUGAAAAUACCCAAUAUUGAUCCAGACAGGGUCGAGCGUUAUGGGACUCAGUUUCUUCACCUUAUUCGACGAGCAGAGGAUCGCUAUCAGGAACUCGUGGCAGAGAGAGAUAGGGAUGGAUCUCCGAUUCCAGACCCGAAUCAUGAAAACGUCAUCAACAUCAGCAGUGAUUCCGAACUGGGCUUUGGUGACGACUUUGACGAUUUUAUUGACGACACGCAAGCUACAGGUGUCCCCCUAGACGAGCAAAGCUCUUUCUUUGAACAAGAUGACGAGAUCGCUGCAUUUAAUGCUCGCAUGUAUGAACUCCAAACAACGCGAGCUUCUGGCCCUGUCACCGGCACACCCAAGACGCAGCCUCCAGGUCCAUCAAAUCACGGUGCUGGUUCGUAUAGAUACGGUAAGAAUUCAUAUGCCAAGAAGAAUUCAAGAACUCGACCAAAUGGAGGUGGUAGUGGUGGAGCUGUAUCAAGCAGAAAACCAGGAAACCCUCGAACAAAAAAGAGGACCCAAGGGUCAACUUCACGCCAGUCUAAACGCGGCGUAUCUGGCUCAGGAUCUCGCGGUGUUGGCAUUAGUAUGAUGCCGACGUAG
Paracoccidioides brasiliensis Pb18 is the source of this 4692-nucleotide messenger RNA. RefSeq lists its product as uncharacterized. Gene Ontology annotation, molecular function: ATP binding; nucleic acid binding; 3'-5' DNA helicase activity. The coding region runs from base 1 to 4692 and encodes 1563 amino acids. The transcript has 5 exons. Gene Ontology annotation, cellular component: chromosome; nucleus; cytoplasm. The record is from RefSeq and is a predicted model, not a curated record. Gene Ontology annotation, biological process: double-strand break repair via homologous recombination; DNA replication.